AGGUUCCGGGUCCAGCUCCAUGAGCAGGGGGGAGAUGAGCCUGGCUGAGGUUCAGUGCCACCUUGACAAGGAGGGGGCCUCCAAUCUGGUCAUCGACCUCAUAAUGAACGCAUCCAGCGACCGAGUGUUCCAUGAAAGCAUUCUCCUGGCCAUCGCCCUGCUGGAAGGAGGCAACACCACCAUACAGCACUCCUUUUUCUGCCGGUUGACAGAAGAUAAGAAGUCGGAGAAAUUCUUCAAGGUCUUCUAUGACCGAAUGAAGGUGGCCCAGCAAGAAAUCAAGGCAACGGUGACAGUGAACACCAGUGACCUGGGAAAUAAAAAGAAAGAUGAUGAGGUAGACAGAGAUGCCCCAUCACGGAAAAAAGCCAAAGAGCCCGCGACACAGAUAACGGAAGAGGUCCGGGAUCAGCUCCUGGAGGCCUCUGCCGCCACCAGGAAGGCCUUCACCACCUUCAGAAGGGAGGCUGACCCCGACGAUCACUACCCGUCAGCGGAGGGCGCCCAGGCCACGGCGGACAAGACCAAGGACGACCUGGAGAUGAGCGCAGUCAUCACCAUCAUGCAGCCCAUCCUCCGCUUCCUGCAGCUCCUGUGCGAAAAUCACAACCGGGACCUACAGAACUUCCUUCGUUGCCAAAAUAACAAGACCAACUACAAUUUGGUAUGUGAGACGCUGCAGUUUCUGGACUGUAUUUGUGGAAGUACCACGGGGGGUCUUGGUCUUCUCGGACUCUAUAUCAACGAAAAGAAUGUGGCCCUCAUCAACCAAACCCUGGAAAGUCUGACCGAGUACUGUCAAGGACCUUGCCAUGAGAACCAGAACUGCAUAGCCACCCAUGAAUCCAAUGGCAUUGACAUCAUCACAGCCCUCAUCCUCAAUGACAUCAACCCUCUGGGAAAGAAGAGGAUGGACCUUGUAUUAGAGCUGAAGAACAAUGCAUCCAAGUUGCUCCUGGCCAUCAUGGAGAGCAGGCACGACAGUGAAAAUGCCGAGAGGAUACUCUAUAACAUGAGGCCCAAGGAACUGGUGGAAGUGAUCAAGAAAGCCUACAUGCAAGGCGAAGUGGAAUUCGAGGAUGGAGAGAAUGGCGAGGACGGAGCUGCUUCCCCCAGGAACGUGGGACACAACAUCUACAUCUUAGCUCAUCAGUUGGCUCGGCACAACAAAGAACUUCAGACCAUGCUGAAACCUGGUGGCCAAGUGGAGGGAGACGAAGCUCUGGAGUUUUAUGCCAAGCACACGGCCCAGAUAGAGAUUGUCAGAUUAGACCGAACCAUGGAACAGAUUGUUUUCCCCGUACCCAGUAUAUGUGAAUUCCUAACCAAGGAGUCAAAGCUGCGAAUAUACUACACUACAGAAAGGGAUGAGCAAGGCAGCAAGAUCAACGAUUUCUUCCUGCGAUCCGAGGACCUCUUCAAUGAGAUGAAUUGGCAAAAGAAGCUGCGAGCCCAGCCCGUUCUGUACUGGUGUGCCCGCAACAUGUCUUUCUGGAGCAGCAUUUCAUUCAACCUGGCUGUCCUGAUGAAUCUGCUUGUGGCCUUUUUCUACCCAUUUAAAGGAGUCCGAGGAGGAACCCUGGAGCCACACUGGUCGGGGCUGCUGUGGACAGCCAUGCUCAUAUCUCUGGCCAUCGUCAUUGCCCUCCCCAAGCCCCACGGCAUCCGGGCCUUAAUCGCUUCCACAAUUCUCCGGUUGAUAUUUUCAGUCGGGUUACAACCCACGUUGUUUCUUCUGGGAGCUUUCAACGUCUGCAAUAAAAUCAUCUUUCUGAUGAGCUUUGUGGGCAACUGUGGAACAUUCACCAGAGGCUACCGAGCCAUGGUUCUGGAUGUUGAGUUCCUUUAUCAUUUGCUGUAUCUGCUGAUCUGCGCCAUGGGGCUCUUCGUCCAUGAAUUCUUCUACAGUUUGCUGCUUUUUGACUUAGUGUACAGAGAAGAGACUCUGCUUAAUGUCAUUAAAAGCGUCACUCGCAACGGACGGUCCAUCAUCUUGACAGCGGUCCUGGCUUUGAUCCUGGUUUACCUGUUCUCAAUAGUGGGCUACCUUUUCUUCAAGGAUGACUUCAUCUUGGAAGUAGAUAGGCUGCCCAAUGAAACCGCUCUUCCAGAAGCCAGUGAGAGUUUGGCAAGCGAGUUCCUGUACUCUGACGUGUGUAGGGUGGAGACUGGGGAGAACUGCUCCUCUCCGGCACCCAAAGAAGAGCGGAUCCCUGCAGAAGAGACGGAGCAAGAUAAAGAGCGCACGUGUGAGACGCUACUCAUGUGCAUUGUCACAGUGCUGAGUCACGGGCUGCGGAGCGGGGGCGGAGUGGGAGACGUGCUCAGGAAGCCGUCCAAAGAGGAGCCCCUCUUUGCUGCUCGAGUGAUCUAUGACCUCUUGUUCUUCUUCAUGGUCAUCAUCAUUGUCCUUAAUCUGAUUUUCGGGGUCAUCAUUGACACCUUUGCCGAUCUGAGGAGUGAAAAGCAGAAGAAGGAAGAGAUCUUAAAGACCACGUGCUUUAUCUGCGGCUUGGAAAGAGACAAGUUUGACAACAAGACUGUCACCUUUGAAGAGCACAUCAAGGAGGAGCACAACAUGUGGCACUAUCUGUGCUUCAUCGUCCUGGUGAAAGUAAAGGACUCCACAGAGUACACGGGGCCCGAGAGUUACGUGGCGGAAAUGAUCAAGGAAAGAAACCUUGACUGGUUCCCAAGGAUGAGAGCCAUGUCCCUGGUCAGCAGCGACUCGGAAGGAGAACAGAACGAGCUGAGGAGCCUGCAGGAGAAGCUGGAGUCCACCAUGAAGCUGGUCACUAACCUUUCUGGGCAGCUGUCAGAAUUAAAGGACCAGCUAAAUUAUUCCAAACUGAGCCCCAAGACACCAUUUGGCCUCAAGUUCUUUUCUUUCACAUGUAUUAAGAUACAAAUAAAAAGACUAACGGGAACAGAGGGCCUUAUUUAUGAAGGCUGUCUACGGCGCUGAGCUUGGUAGCCACCUAAGAUGAGUAAAAACCUAAAUAAGUAAAACUAAUGAAGAUCUAACUAGAUUACUUUGCUUAUUAUUUUAUUAACUUUUUACCCCGGCUGUGAACCACCUGACAAAUGUUCCACAGGACUACACUGAUGCAUGAGCACUCUGUCUGCUACAGCUGCUUCUGUUUCCUCCCUGAAGAGUGAGGCGAGCUCCGUAAGGCAUGUAGCAAUGCUCAAGCUCCCUUCCUCUCCCUUUGACAGAGCUGUGGCUACAAGAAUCUCCAUUAAAUCAGAUGUUUUAAAUUAGAUGCCAGAAAAUCUUACAAAAAUUGAUCUCAUGCAGACCAAAAUAAAGGAAGUAUUUAGCACUCUAUAAAGUGCCAUUUGUAAACAUGUCUGAAACAAACUAUUAUUGGGUAUUCUGGGGUAGUAAAUGCCACUCGAGCCCUUCUCUGUAGGCCGGGCCUGUCCUUUCAGUGCUUAGAAUCCUGUGUAUUGACUCGCUCCCUGAGGGUGGUUCUGAAGUUGCUUCAGUGAUCACACUGUGCACACCAGUGAUCCUGGUCUAAGGAGUGAACUGAAGCUGAGGAAUUCGCACAGAGAAUCACAGGUAUAGGAGGUAGCCAAGACCACAGAUGGCACUGCACCCAAUUCCCUCAUUUUAUUUCGUGAGGACAUUCAGGUCCACGGCAGGCUCUUAGAAAAUUUGUCCAACUUUACCUGAAAAUGUCAGGCUGGAACUCCUGGUCCUGCAGUCUGGGUUUGAUUUUGUGUGUGUGUGUGUGUGUGUGUUGUGUUUUUAUCUUCCCUUGUUUUGUUUUGUCACUGUACCCUGUUUGCCUUUCAUGGUUGACGGUUUAAAUUCUCACUCAUUUUUUUAAGAACGUUAAAGAGUUUCAGAAGUCGCAUCACACACUUAAACGUUAAGGAGUGAUACAUUCAUUGCCAUGUUCCACCACUGAUCAGAGACUUGGCAUUAGAAUCUAUGAAGCCAAAAUUUGGGCUUGAACAAACUAUGUAAAACUUGAUUACAUAUGGACUAAGGUUCAUUAAGUGACAUCAAAACCAUUGUGGUUUAAACUGCUUGGUUUCAGCUCUGUUUACAUUUUUGUUUUAAAGUUAGCAGUUGGAACCACCCUUCAGAAAACCUUUCCCCUAUGAACGAAUUUGAAAUUGAACCAUUUUUUCUUGUAAGAUGUUAUAGGCUAAGAAGAAAUCGGAGGAAACCAGUACUAUAUUCUCAAGUGCCUUUACCAGCAUUGAUCUGCUUAGGUUUUAAGGUGACCAGAAUCACAGGAAAAAUUCAGCAUUGUUGCUUUUGCUGGGGAAAAUUUGCUUUUUUCAGAAGCAAUUAGUCAACAUUUUCUUUUGACUUUGUAACAAAACUGUAAAGCAUUUGUUUGAGAAUCAACUUGUUGAAAAGGUUUGAAUUUUAUUAAAUUUGGUGUGUACCAGUCCUAAAGAUUUCUUAAAUUGUUCUGCAUAAAAACCCAUGCAGACAGGUCAGAGAACUGCUGGCUCUUAAACAGUAAUUGUGAGAAUUCCUGCCCUCCAAAGGGAAAAAAAGUCUGAAUUAAAAAAUAAAAUCUCCAUGAAUGAUUAAUAAACAAGAAACUCUGGGAUAGAUAUUUUUUAAAACAGCUAUGAAAGAAUACCAUUCACUGGUAAAAGUGCUGGAAAAUACAAAAAUUGCUUCAUCGCUUAGAUAUUUUUGCAGAUCUUCUGGUCCAAAAACCAGCAUAAUGGAGCAAAGACAGCUGAAUGUCUUGGGAUUUAAUCUUUACUGUUAUUGACCUCGUUGGUGGUUGUUUUCUUAAAAUACCAGUUUGAGGAGAAAAAGUUCUUAUCAAGGAUAUUAGUAAAAUGCUGGUUAGUGGUUUUUCUAUUACUGCCAAGAACAGUUAAUUAAAAUUGCUGUUCUAAGUGUUACUUAAUGAUGCUUCUCAUCUUGAAGUUUCCCCUCCCAAGAGAUUCUGAAUACUAAAUGUGAUUCUCUUACAUUCUGAUUCCAAGGCGGAGAACUAAUGUAAGAACUUAAAUUUUUUUUGCAUG
Molecule: messenger RNA, 5007 nt
Organism: Physeter macrocephalus (sperm whale)
Lineage: Eukaryota; Metazoa; Chordata; Mammalia; Artiodactyla; Physeteridae
Product: inositol 1,4,5-trisphosphate receptor type 1-like
Exons: 19
Coding region: 20-2965 (981 amino acids)
Biological process (GO): calcium ion transport; transmembrane transport
Cellular component (GO): membrane
Molecular function (GO): monoatomic ion channel activity
Source: RefSeq, a predicted model, not a curated record